Ricinus communis (castor bean) is the source of this 3770-nucleotide messenger RNA. RefSeq lists its product as uncharacterized. Lineage: Eukaryota; Viridiplantae; Streptophyta; Magnoliopsida; Malpighiales; Euphorbiaceae. Bases 192 to 3359 code for a protein of 1055 amino acids. The transcript has 15 exons. Gene Ontology annotation, molecular function: phosphatidylinositol binding. The record is from RefSeq and is a predicted model, not a curated record.
AUUUUUAUUUUUUUAUUUUUUUAUGAGAAAAGGAAAACACCCAACAAAUUUUCAUACACUUUGCUCUCUCUUCUCUCUUUAGAAAAGUAAUCGAUAUUGACUGGAGUUUUCCUUUGUUUAUCGAUGAAAUAGAGAUUAAUAUUAUAGGAGAGUUGAUUUUAGAUUUUUUAUUAUUAUAGAGAAUCAAAGAAAUGAAGGCGAUGGAGACGAUUCAGGAUCUAAUUGAGGAGGCUAAAGUACGGACGGUGUGGUGGUUUUUGUGUAUCUUUGCCGUUACUUACUUCUUAUCUCAUACGAGCUCAUCAAUGUGGCUAAAUCUACCUGUAUCCAUUCUUUUGAUUUCUGCAUUACGAAUUUUGUCUAAUGAGGUGGAGAUCAGCUGGAAACCACGCAAGCUGAACCGUCCUCAGUCGUAUUUGUCUCAUUUGGAGAAGAAGCAAUUGUCUGUGAAUGAUUCAAGAAUUUCUUCUGCACCCCUUCCACCGAAGUGGAAACGAAAAAUUGAUUCGCUGAUCGUUGAGGCUGCAAUUAAUGAUCUUAUUGAUAAAGUCUUGAAGGAUUUUGUAGUGGACCUGUGGUAUUCAGAAAUUACGCCGGACAAGGAGGCACCUGAACUAAUGCGGUCAGUGAUUAUGGAUGCUAUUGGUGAGAUAUCAGGAAGAGUUAAGGAAAUUAACCUUGUUGACUUGCUAACAAGGGAUAUGGUUGAUUUAAUAGGGGAUCACUUGGAUCUAUUUAGACGAAAUCAAGCCGCAGUAGGCACUGAUGUAAUGGCGACACUUUCCACGGAUGAGAGGGAUGAAAGGUUGAAGCACCAUCUAAUGGCUUCCAAGGAGCUUCAUCCUGCACUCAUAUCUCCUGAGAGUGAGUACAAGGUACUUCAGCGCCUAAUUGGUGGAGUUUUAGCUGUAGUGCUAAGACCUCGAGAGUCUCAAUGCCCCCUGGUUCGAACAAUUGCACGAGAGCUUGUAACUUGCUUGAUAUUGCAGCCUGUUAUGAAUCUUGCAAGCCCUGUGUAUGUCAAUGAGAUCAUUGAAUUUGUUUUGCUUGCCAUUAAAGAUGGUAGCUUAAUGGAGGUAAGUGGUGAUCCGUCUGCUGGGGAUGCACAUAAUGGUGAUUUUUCCUCGGGAAGAAGUUCUUCCUUAAAUAGUCAAAAGACAAAUAUUGUUGACAAAAGAAAGAACUUUCAAGGGACUGACAUGACAUUGGCUAGAAUCAAUGGUCGUAAAGAAACAUCCUUGGAUUAUGAGUCAAACCAGCAAGAGCCUAUGCAGCCACGUUAUGGAGAUUGGGCAAGGGUGCUAGAGGCAGCUACUCAGAGAAGAACUGAGGUUCUCACACCUGAAAAUCUUGAAAACAUGUGGACAAAAGGAAGAAAUUAUAAAAAGAAAGAGACCAAAAGUCUUAAAGUAGGGGUUACUCUGGCAAGGGGUUCUGCAAUAAAUAAUGCUGAACCUGCUAUAAAUGUAGGGAAGGACGCUUUAACAAACAGCACCAUAAUUUCUACAGGAGCAGAGGAGAAAGCAACAGUGCGGCUAACGCCUGAAUCAAGUCAUGAAACUCUAUUAAGUGACGAAAAUAAAAGUGGGAGACAUUUUACCGAGGAACACAAUGAGGUGUUUUCUUUUGAUGGAGCACAUGCUGGUGAUGAAUUUAACAGCCCUAAUAAUCCAUUGAUUAAUGAAAAUAAGAGUAGGCUUAAGAGAUCCAAUAGCACUUCUGCUCUGAAAGUUCAGUCUGUUGAAAAAAAAGCAUUUACAGGAGAUGGCAAAGGAUCCAUUAUUUCUGAGUUCUAUAGCCCAAAUAUUGGCAGGCAUAUUGAAGAUAAUGCUGUUGAGAAGAUCUCAGACAUAGUAUUCCAUGGUGGGGGCCCUCAUGUUCCUAGUCCUAAGCUGAAGUGCCGGGUUAUGGGAGCAUACUUUGAGAAAAUUGGGUCAAAAUCUUUUGCAGUCUAUUCAAUUGCAGUUGCUGAUGCAGAAAAUAGGACUUGGUUUGUGAAAAGAAGAUACAGGAAUUUUGAGAGAUUGCAUCGACAUCUCAAGGACAUUCCGAAUUACACAUUACACUUGCCUCCUAAAAGGAUAUUUUCGUCAAGCACAGAGGAUGCAUUUGUUCAUCAACGAUGCAUUCAGCUUGAUAGAUAUUUGCAAGAUCUUUUGUCUAUAGCUAAUGUUGCUGAACAGCAUGAAGUGUGGGAUUUCUUAAGCGUCUCCUCAAAGAAUUAUUCUUUUGGAAAAUCUGCCUCAGUGAUGAGAACUUUGGCAGUCAAUGUGGAUGAUGCUGUGGAUGAUAUUGUUCGCCAAUUUAAAGGGGUUUCGGAUGGCUUAAUGCGCAAAGUUGUUGGUUCGCCUUUCCCCCUUGACGACGCCGAUUCUUCAAUAUACAGCACGAAUACAUCUUGGCAUGCAGAUGAGAUGAGUAAUAAUGUGAUGAGGCAAGAUACAUCAGAAACCGCAAACAGCUUUUCUGAUAAUGAAGAAAGUCUGAAGCAAGAAAGCCAUGGGCAGGAGGAAGGAUCCAGUGAGCAAGGUAAUAGUUGGCAUUCUGAUAAUGAGUUAAACUCAAAGGGGGUUCCACCUCAAGUGAUUAAGCGUGAUGAGGAGUCCCAGACCUCAGAUGCAAAGUGCAAACAAGGUCUUGAGACAACAUCUGAGCGGUUUAACCAGGGAGGGUUUUUUACAGCAAAUUCUGCGGCAACAAUCUCCACUCAUAUGGAGGAUCCAAUUGGAAUGCCACCUGAGUGGACACCACCUAAUGUAAGUGUACCUUUGUUAAAUCUAGUGGAUAAGGUCUUCCAGCUUAAGAGAAGAGGCUGGCUGAGAAGACAGGUAUUUUGGAUGUCAAAGCAGAUACUACAGUUGAUAAUGGAAGAUGCUAUUGAUGAUUGGCUCUUGAGGCAGAUUCACUGGCUUCGGAGAGAGGAUAUAGUUGCUCAAGGGAUUCGGUGGGUGCAAAAUGCUCUCUGGCCGAAUGGUACAUUCUUUACAAGAGUAGGGGCUACAGAAGGCAAAGUUGAUGAUGCUCAAGUGCAUUUGAUUCCCCUCCAAGUUAGCCAAUUUGGUGGCAGUAAGGUCUCUAAACAAGGUUCCGGUUCCUUUGAGGAGCAGCUUGAGGCUGCUCGUAGAGCAAGUGAUAUUAAAAAGAUGCUGUUUGAUGGAGCUCCAACAGCCUUGGUUAGCUUGAUUGGGAACAAGCAGUACAAACGUUGUGCAAGAGACAUUUUCUAUUUCACACAGUCUACCAUCUGUGUGAAGCAACUUGCAUAUGCAAUACUUGAGCUAUUGCUUGUCUCGGUUUUUCCGGAGCUCCAAGAUCUUGUGCUGGAUAUUCAUGGGAAGAUGGGCGUUUUGCCUUCCUAAGUACUACCUGAGAGAUGGUUGAUUGCCUUCCUGGAUGAUCACAAAGCUCAAAGCAUCCCCGCAGUUCCAAAAAAUGGGCUGAUCUCAUGAAUGGCUCUCGGUCGACCAUAUGCAUCUCUUCUGUUAAAAAAGAAAAAAUUGCUACUGCUAGGGGAUGCAUGUGGCCUACUUUGGGAAAUGAAACGUAGCUGUGAAGUUGAUUGAUUCUAACUGUACAGUGUAUGUAUAGAAAAUUUUUUUGUGCAUGCCAUUCCGCUUAUAAAAUUAGGGAAAUGCCCUAAUUUUCUUGGGUUUUUGUAAUGAUGAAGACUCGAGAGAUACAGUAGUAAGUGGUAUAUCAUUUGUUCAUUCAUAACAGGGGGUUUUUGUAAAUUGAGCUCAAUCACAAUUAAUUCAUGAAUUGUUUCCGAA